Drosophila erecta is the source of this 2205-nucleotide messenger RNA. RefSeq names its product membrane metallo-endopeptidase-like 1. NCBI's taxonomy places the organism in Eukaryota, Metazoa, Arthropoda, Insecta, Diptera, Drosophilidae. Gene Ontology annotation, molecular function: metalloendopeptidase activity. Gene Ontology annotation, cellular component: plasma membrane. The record is from RefSeq and is a predicted model, not a curated record. Gene Ontology annotation, biological process: protein processing. The transcript has a single exon. The coding region runs from base 32 to 2110 and encodes 692 amino acids.
CCAGUUGCAAUUUGUCACAGUCGAAACCAUCAUGCUGAAGCUCAGCCUGGUGGCCUGGCUCAUAUUUUCGCUAGCCUGGCGGACCACGCCCACCGCCUGCCGCCAGACCAACGCGCCCCAGAGCGUCCAGGAAAUGCUGGCCGAGCUGCUGCAGAGCUACAUGGACACGAAGGCGCGUCCCUGCGAGAACUUCUACCAGUACGCCUGCGGCAACUGGCAGAUCCAGCAGCAGGAACAGCAGGAGCAGCAGGAGCAGCACUCCCUGCGCGACAGGGAUUGGACCAGGGAUCGGCAGCGGUACCAGGGCCAGCUGCUGCCUACCGAUACCCUGGGACUGAUAGACCACUCCGUGAACCGGAAGCUGGAGCUGCUGCUGCGGCGAAGGAACGAGAGCUCCUCCGAGUGGGACUCCUCUGGGACUAUUCUGGAGCAGAUGCGACUCUACUACCGUUCGUGCAAGCGCCUUAAGCCAUACAACCUGAAGAAGUACCUGCAGCUCCUGCCGCCCAGCAACUCCACACAGUGGCCCUCGGUGGGUCGGGGCUGGCGUCCGGAGCGGUUCGACUGGAUAACGACCCUGGGGCGACUGCGUCUGCACGGACUGAACGGAGUGCUGGUGAGGGAGGAGGUCCUGCCCCGAUGGGAUGACUCGCGCAACUACAGCAUCUAUGUGAACAAGCCGAGUCGCCAGGAGACGCAGCCCACGGGAGAAGGAGCCAUGAUCGAACUGCUUCUGGACAUCGGGCAGACCAAGCGCACGGCCAACGCCUUGGCGCGCCAGGUGGACGACUUCGAGCGGAAACUGCACCGCCUGCAGGAGCUGGAGGACGACGAGGGACCGCGCGAAAUGCAGCUGGGCUACUUGGACUCGUACCUGCCUCAGCUACGGUGGCUGUCCUUUAUGCGCCAGGUGCGCAUCGACUCCGAGCUGGACCUGCGCUCCACAUUGAUCAUCGAGAAUAUUCCGUACCUCAGGGCCCUCAGCGACCUGGUGGAAUCGGAGAGCCCGGACACCGUCUGCAGCUACAUCAUGCUCAAGUGGUUGGCCUUCCUCAAGCAACAGGGUCCCGCGGACAUCUCACGGGGUGAGUGCGUGGCCGCCCUCAGGAGGUCCAUGCCGCUGGCCAGUAGCUGGUUGGUGGGCCAGCAGUUCUCCGACCCGGAAUCCGAAGCCUACGUCCGCUCACUGUUCCAGCGCUUGAAGGUGCGAUUUGGCCAGAUCUUGGCUGAGAACCGCAUGAGACUAUCGCCGCCUCUGGUGCACAUCCUGCAGCAGAAGCUUCGGGCAGCGCAUCUGCAGAUGGGCUUCUUGCAGCCGGACGCAGUGGAGGACGUCGAGCAGUACUACGUCCGCGUCGACCUGAGCGGGCACUCCUUCUAUGGCAACCAGCUGGUCCUGCUGCGCCAACGAGUAGAGGCGAACCACGAUCUGCUCUACAUGAACGCGACAAGCUUCCCAAACUCCACGGGCAGCAACUUGAGCUACCUGUCAGAGAGCUGGGAGGCCAGCAACUCGUCGCCCCUGUAUGUGAGACCCCGCAAUCUGGUCCUGGUGCCGCACGGUCUGCUCCAGCUGCCCAUCUGGCACCGAAACAUCAGCGCCCUGCAGCAGCACGCCGUUAUGGGAUUCGUCCUGGCCCACGAACUGGCGCACGGAUUCGACAUGUCGGGAAUGGACUACGACGCCCUGGGCAAUAUCAUGGGGCCUGUGGAGGAGAUCGGCGCUAGCCGUCAGUUCCGCCAGGGGCUGCAGUGUCUGCAGCAGCAGAUGGCCACCGGCUCCAAGUGGAUCGACGAAAAGCUGGCCGACUUUGUGGCCCUGCGGCUGGCGUAUGAGACCUUCUUCGGGGUGCGGGACAAGCGGGAGCCGCGGGAUCCGCUGAUGCCGCAAUUCAGCCAGCGGCAGCUGUUCUUCAUCAGCUUCGCCCAGUUCUUCUGCGGCCGGACGCCCGUGCUCAGUCCGCGGUCCCAGUCGGAGGCACAUUUGAAGCACGCCGCGGAUGAGUUGCGUGUGAUGCAGACGCUGGCCAACUUUGAGGAGUUCUCUAGGGAGUUCGGGUGCGAUAAGAAGGCCAAGAUGCAGGCCAGCCAGCGGUGCCGCAUCUGGUAAUGGUUCUCUUUGUAUCUCUCUCUUUCUCAGGACAUCGCAGCAUCCAGUUAUGAACAAAUAAAGUCUCACCUAACCAAGUGGGUUUUGAAUUUCGA